Molecule: messenger RNA, 720 nt
Organism: Arctia plantaginis
Lineage: Eukaryota; Metazoa; Arthropoda; Insecta; Lepidoptera; Erebidae
Source: the annotation of a GenBank genome assembly
AUGUUGCCAUAUCCAAAACUUAAAUUGCAUAAAAUCAUCAGAUUGCUGUUUUUGAUUCUAUACGACUCUAAUGAGAUAUCAAGUGCCCUGUAUCAUUGUUUACAAAAUAACAUAAAUUUCACUGAUGUAGAAGUUCUCCGGCUUAUGGCAGACGGAUGUUCAAGACAAAAUAAAAAUUCGACAAUAAUCGGAAUAAUUAGCAAAUGGUUUAGCAACAAUGCUCCUCAGACACUAAAAAAAGUUGAGCUCAUUUUUCCUGUCACAGGGCAUUCUUUUAUACCCCCUGAUCGGGUAUUUGGUGUUGCCGAAAAAGCAAUAAAAAAGACAAAUACACUAGUACAACCAGAGGAGUAUAUCAACAUAUUCAAAAGGCAGGCUACUGUUUUUCUUCUGAAUGAAAUUAAAGUGUGUGACUGGAAAAAUGCAACACAUGAAGUCCAGAAAGGAACGCAGGCAUUGCAUUUCAAAAUAAUGAGUUGCAAAAGAUUCAUUUUUACCAGAAUGAAAGGAGACAGGCGCGGAGUAAUCCUGAGAGGAGAAAUGUAUUAUCACAACGAUACCUGUGCCCGCCGUUCCAUCACGAAGCCAGGGAAAUUUGCUUCUGACUUAUGUCCAGUGCCUAUAACGCCUAUAAGUUCUGUCAAGAUUAAAAAACCUAAAUUAAGUGACGUCGAGAAGUUGCUAACCAAACAUUAUGGAAGAGAGUGGGCAGAACGCUAA